Messenger RNA from Coffea arabica (coffee), 1117 nucleotides. Its product is annotated as endochitinase EP3-like. The record is from RefSeq and is a predicted model, not a curated record. Gene Ontology annotation, biological process: cell wall macromolecule catabolic process; carbohydrate metabolic process; chitin catabolic process. NCBI's taxonomy places the organism in Eukaryota, Viridiplantae, Streptophyta, Magnoliopsida, Gentianales, Rubiaceae. Gene Ontology annotation, molecular function: chitin binding; chitinase activity.
AGUUCUCCUCCCUAUAUGUACCCUUUUUUCUCAAACAGCUUCUGCCCACAUCCAUUUCUCUUCCUUCAAGCACAAAAAUGAAGAAUUUUCCAACCAUCAUUUUCUCCAUUAUGGUUCUUGUCGGAGCCUUCCCACAGCUGAUUUCAAGUCAAAACUGUGGCUGUGCACCAAACUUAUGCUGCAGCAAAUUCGGCUAUUGCGGCAACAGCAACGACUACUGUGGCCCCGGCUGCCAAUCCGGCCCUUGCACUUCUGCACCCAGCGGUGGUAAUAAUGGUGCUUCAGUUGCUGGUAUUGUCACAGACGCUUUCUUUAAUGGGAUUGCUAAUCAAGCUGCUUCGGGUUGUGCUGGAAAAGGGUUCUAUACUCGAUCGGCAUUUCUUGAAGCUCAGAAGUCGUAUUCUAAGUUUGGAACUUCUGGUUCUGCUGAUGAUUCUAAAAGGGAGGUUGCUGCUUUCUUUGCUCAUGUCACUCAUGAGACUGGACAUCUGUGCUAUAUAGAAGAGAUAAACGGCCCGUCCAGAAACUACUGUGACAAGAGCAACACUCAGUAUCCAUGUGUGCCAGGCAAGGGGUAUUACGGCCGCGGUCCACUACAAAUAUCAUGGAACUACAACUAUGGACCAGCAGGACAAAGCAUUGGGUUCAAUGGACUAAGUCAACCUGAACUUGUAGCCAGAGAUAACGUUAUUUCGUUCAAAACUGCCUUGUGGUUUUGGAUGAACAAUUGUCAUUCUCGUAUCAUUUCCGGCCAGGGUUUCGGGGCUACAAUUCGUGCCAUUAAUGGUCAGCUUGAAUGUGACGGUAAAAAUCCAAACACUGUUAGUGCUCGUGUUGGGUAUUAUACUCAAUAUUGUCGCCAACUGGGUGUCGAUCCUGGUCAGAAUCUCAGAUGCUAGGGUACUUCUGGAGAGCCGAAAGUGCUCGGUAUGUUGAGCUAUAAAGGCUUAAAACUGAUUGGAAAUUAAUAAAAAUUAGCAAAAGGUGUUUACCUUUCUUGCUCUUUACAAGCGAAAGUUGUUUAAGUUUUGAAAUCAUAUAAUUGAUUUUGUUGGUCUUGUUUCGAUUUCUUGGAGUAUUUACAAAUAGGCAUGUUCCAGUUUUGAUCCCUUGAUCA